Molecule: messenger RNA, 1928 nt
Organism: Propithecus coquereli (Coquerel's sifaka)
Lineage: Eukaryota; Metazoa; Chordata; Mammalia; Primates; Indriidae
Gene: ZGPAT
Product: zinc finger, CCCH-type with G patch domain
Exons: 7
Coding region: 126-1667 (513 amino acids)
Biological process (GO): regulation of transcription by RNA polymerase II; negative regulation of DNA-templated transcription
Cellular component (GO): nucleus
Molecular function (GO): metal ion binding; RNA polymerase II cis-regulatory region sequence-specific DNA binding; DNA-binding transcription factor activity, RNA polymerase II-specific
Source: RefSeq, a predicted model, not a curated record
AGGAAGUGCUGGCCGGCUGCGAAGGGGCGCCGGGCCGCUCUAGCCGCUCUGGUCGCACAGCUCCUCUGCCAGGCCCCGGGGACCCGCCCCUGCCUUCCCGGGGAAACCAGCAUCCCUGCCCCAGGAUGGACGAGGAGAGUCUGGAGACGGCGCUCCAGACCUAUCGUGCACAGCUGCAGCAGGUGGAGCUGGCCCUGGGCGCCGGCCUGGAUCCCUCGGAGCAGGCCGACCUGCGCCAGCUGCAAGGGGACCUGAAGGAGCUGAUCGAGCUCACUGAGGCCAGCCUGGUGUCUGUGCGGAAGAGCAAGCUGCUGGCCGCCCUGGAUGAAGAGCACCCAGCCCAGGAAGAUGCCGAGUACCUGGCUUUCCAGAAAGCCAUUGCUGAGGCAGUGGAGGUACCAGCAGCCCCUGCAGCAGAAUUGGAGACUGUUCCUAAAGGAGAAGCAGGGCCAGAGCCCUCCAAAGGGGGGCAGGAGGAGGAAGAGAGAGAAGACAGUGGCGAUGAUGAGGAAGAGCUGAGCGGGACGAAGGUGAACGCCCCCUACUACAGCUCGUGGGGCACCCUGGAGUACCACAGCGCCAUGGUCGUGGGCGCCGAGGCGGCCGCGGACGGCUCGGCGGGAGUCCGGGUGCUGUACCUCUACCCCACGCACAAGUCCCUGAAGCCCUGCCCGUUCUUCCUGGAGGGGAAGUGCCGCUUCAAGGAGAACUGCAGGUUCUCCCACGGGCAGGUGGUCUCUCUGGACGAGCUGCGCCCCUUCCAGGACCCGGACCUGAGCUCCCUGCAGGCCGGCUCCGCAUGUCUGGCCAAGCACCAGGACGGCCUCUGGCACUCUGCGCGCAUCACUGAUGUGGACAGUGGCUACUACACAGUCAAGUUCGACUCGCUGCUGCUGAGGGAGGCUGUGGUGGAGGGGGACAGCAUCCUGCCCCCACUGCGCACGGAGGCCGCAGAGUCCUCUGACUCCGACAGCGGCGGCGUGGAUGACUCCAGCUACGCCCGAGUGGUGGAAUCGGGCCCUGCGGACCCCGGGACCUGCAGCUCCGCCUUCGCGGGCUGGGAGGUGCACACGCGGGGCAUCGGCUCCAGACUCCUCGCCAAGAUGGGCUACGAGUUUGGCAAGGGCCUGGGCCGGCACGCGGAGGGCCGGGUGGAGCCCAUCCACGCCGUGGUGCUGCCUCGAGGAAAGUCGCUGGACCGGUGUGCGGAGAUCCUGCAGAAGCGGACCAAGGGCGGCAAGGCAGGCGCCAGCAGGCCCCCCAGGUGCCGGGGGAGGGGGGGUAGGCCUGGGGGCCGCCCGCCACCCCGGAAUGUGUUUGACUUCCUAAACGAAAAGCUGCAAGGCCAGGCUUCGGCCCUGGAGUCUGGGGAGGCCACCCCAGGGAGGAAGAGCAAGGACAUGUAUCAUGCCAGCAAGAGCGCCAAGCGGGCCCUGAGCCUGCGGCUCUUCCAGACCGAGGAGAAGAUUGAGCGGACCCAGCGGGACAUCCGGGGCAUCCAGGAGGCCCUCGCCCGAAACGCCGGCCGACACAGCGCGGCGGCAGCCCAGCUGGAGGAGAAGCUUGCGGGAGCCCAGCGGCAGCUGGGGCAGCUCCGGGCUCAGGAGGCCGGCCUGCAGCGGGAGCAGAGGAAGGCCGACACCCACAAGAAGAUGACUGAGUUCUAGAGACCCACGAGCACCAUGGACAGAGCCCGGGACCCCAGUGUGGGCCACCCUCAGGAAGACCUGCUGUCACCCCAAUACCUCAGAUGCCCCUGAAGAGGGGCCGGCCCACUCCCAGGCGUGCCCUCUUGGCCAGCCUUGCUGACCUGGGACUUGUGGACGCUGCCGAGUGGAGACAGGGCUGCAGGGUCACAUUCUGGACACUUGUCCACCAAGCCUACCUGCCAGUGUCUGGGCAUCUCCUUAUCCAGGACAUUAAAGCGA